GUUUCUAUUGUUCUUCUUUUGGUUGUUUCAAUGUUUUGUCUUUCUAUUGAUAAAUAAUCACACAAUUUUACUUUCUUGAAUUGUUCUUUCAGAUAUUUGUCGGAGAGAUCGUGGAACAAAGAUUAGGAUAUACACAGGUAGAAUCUAAAAAGUAAAUCUUUUCUGGAGUAUUUGAUUGAGUAUAUAUGAGAAGCAAUCGAGGACCGUAAUGAUGAAUAGCAGUACAAGUCUUGGUGUUCCUCCGUUCCCAAUAAAAGAGGGAAAAAGAAUGAGCGCAGAGUGGGCUGAGUUACCGCAAGAAAUCGUUGAAUAUAUAUCGAAAAGGUUGACGAUCUACAUAGACUAUCUCCGAUUCCGAUGUGUAUGUCGACCUUGGAAUUACUAUGUUCCCAAAAUCCCUCUCCAUCUACCUCCUCAACUCCCAUGGCUCAUGCUUUCUCAUAAUUCCUUUUUUGACCUCUCCACCAACAAACUCCACCGCCUUAAUCUCCCUUCUUUUUCUCACGAGACUCGUAUCAUUGGUUCUUCUCAUGGUUGGCUUGUUAUUAUCGACGGAUAUGGCUGGGUUCAUCUUCUUAAUCCUAUAAUAUGUGCCACAGUCUCUCUUCCUUCUCUCCGCAAUUUUCCUGAGUCGGUUAGAAUGCUUUUUUUGGAUCAUAAUAUCUACCUUAUCAAAGUUGUCUUGUCAGCUAGCCCUUUGCUCAACAAGGACUUUGCCGCACUCGCUAUUCUCAGUCGUAGAAACUUAGCAUUCUGCAGAAAAGGCUAUGAUUCUUGGGUUCUCUUCAAUGCAAAUGAAAAUCACCACUGGAUAGACGCUGUAUACAAAAACGGUCUGUUUUAUGUUGUGAGCGUGAUAGGAACGGUAGCGGUUUGCGAUGUUGAGGGUCCCAGUAUCUCUAUUAUUGAGACGACGAUCUCUACUGGUUCCUUGCAUAGAAUCUGCUAUGUAAUGUUCUCCGGGGAGGACAUGUUGAUGGUUACUCGGGAUUUUACAUUGGAAUUUGAGCCUCUGGAGUUUGGGCCAGAACCCGAUGUUUGGACAGUAGGGUUUGUGAUUUAUAAGUUGAAUUGGAAUUUGCUCAAGUGGGAGGAAAUUCAAACUUUGGGCGAACACUCGUUAUUUAUUGGAAAGAAUUAUUCGCUUUCCUUUUCUGCUGCUGAUUUUGUUGGAUGCCGUUCUAAUUGUGUCUAUUUCACUGAUGAUCUUGCUGGGAAACGCGAUUUUGGCAUCUAUAGUUUAUCAGAUGAGCGCAUUGAGCAGUUGCCCUGCAAUCCACAAAAUUCGUAUUGUUGUUUUGGGUGUCCAAUUUGGGUUACACCAAAUCCGCAAUGAGCUAAAAAUCUCAAUGAUCUUGUUUACCAUAUUUUGAUGAUGCACACUACACUCAACAUAAUGAGUCAUGGACAUCUCAAGAAGUGUGGCUUUACCUGUACCGUAAGACAGAUGGAAAAUUCAAAGCAAUCUUUACUAUGGUUUGUGUUCUUCUUUUAACGGUAAUGACUUUUGGUGGUAAUGUCUCAUUGAGAUCUAUUGUUGCAGCAUAGCAAAAUCGGUGUAUUAUUGCAAUUACCUAGUUUACUGUAAUUUGUCUUGUAUGUGAAUGUUGUCUUGUAUACUAUUUAUUUUGGUGAAUUUGGCAUGGUUUAAUUUUCAAAAGAAAAUUGUGUCAUGCUGGAUGAAAAUAGUAUUUUGAUGUUAAAAAUUUGUAGAGUAUUUGAGAUCAAAUUAUGUGUUUUAGACUUAAAUCUCAUCUAUUUAACUCUUAUUGCUUAUUGUUGUUUCCCUGAAAUUUUCCAAAGGAACCACUGAAUCAUCUAUCCAUGUAAUCAUCUAUCUAUGGUGCACUGAUAAAUAAGAUGCAGAUUUAUCUUAUAUACUGAAACAUACUGGGUCAAACACCAUUGGCCCUGAAGUGAAUUUAGUAACUUGAGUGAGAUCCUUGUAUGGUAUGCUUCACAAGAGUUUUAGUGCUACCAUUAGGAACAACUUGCUUUUGUGUCUUCAUUAUAUGCUUAUUGUUUGUUUAGGACAGAGUAGUCAAUAGGCACCAUUAGCAGAGGUAACACACUGCUAUGAUUCUUGGGUUCUCUUCAAUGUGAAUCAACAUCAUCAAUGCAUAGAUCAUCAAUGGAUAGAAGCUGUAUACAAAAACAGUUUGUUUUUUGUUGUGAGCAUGAGAGGAACGAUAGCGGUGUGUGAUGUUGAGGGUCCCGGAGUCUUCUUUAUUGAGAUGACGAUCUAUACUGAUUACUUGGAUAGAAUCUGCUAUGUAAUGUUCUCCGGGGAGGACAUGUUGAUGGUUACUCGAAAUUUUGCAUGGGAAUCUCAGCAUCAGGAGUUUGGGCCAGAUCCCGAUGUUUGGACAGUAGGGUUUGUGAUUUAUAAGUUGAAUUGGAAUUUGCUCAAGUGGGAGGAAAUUCAAACUUUGGGCGAACACUCGUUGUUUAUAGGAAAUAAUUAUUCGCUUUCCUUUUCUACGGCUGAUUUUGUUGGAUGCUGUUCAAAUUGUAUCUAUUUCACUGAUGAACUUGCUGGGAAACGCGAUUUCGGCAUCUAUAGUUUAUCAGAUAAGUGCAUUGAGCCAUUUCCAUGCAAUCCAUAAAAGUCGUAUCGUCGUUUUGGAUGUCCAAUUUGGGUAACACCAAAUCCGCAAUGAGCUAAAAAUCUCAAUGAUGCACACUACAGUGUACACUCAUCGUAUUGAGUCCUGGACAUCUCAAGUGUUGCUUUACCCGUACGGUAAGACAAAUGGAAAUUCAAAUGCAGUCUUUACUGUGGUUUGCGUUCUUCUUUUAGCGGUAAUGACUUUUGGUGGUAAUAUCUUAAAGAGAUCUAUUGUUGCAGCAUUGCGAUAUCAGUGUAUUAUCGCAAUGUGAGGAUGAGUUAGGUAAUUGAGACAUUAGCAUUCAACUCGAACACAGAUCCGAAUACACCUCGUUUCGAUUAAUCG
Messenger RNA from Vicia villosa (hairy vetch), 2954 nucleotides. RefSeq names its product probable F-box protein At1g44080. Bases 209 to 1336 code for a protein of 375 amino acids. The record is from RefSeq and is a predicted model, not a curated record. Gene Ontology annotation, molecular function: protein binding. NCBI's taxonomy places the organism in Eukaryota, Viridiplantae, Streptophyta, Magnoliopsida, Fabales, Fabaceae. The transcript has 3 exons.